Messenger RNA from Elephantulus edwardii (Cape elephant shrew), 825 nucleotides. RefSeq names its product S100P-binding protein-like. Lineage: Eukaryota; Metazoa; Chordata; Mammalia; Macroscelidea; Macroscelididae. Gene Ontology annotation, molecular function: calcium-dependent protein binding. Gene Ontology annotation, cellular component: cytosol; nucleus. The record is from RefSeq and is a predicted model, not a curated record. Bases 1 to 825 code for a protein of 274 amino acids. The transcript is spliced from 2 exons.
AUGAGUAUCCCGGAUAGAGAGAACCAGAAGAAAUAUGUUGAUGUGGAUUUGUUGGAACAGCUACACAAGAAGAUGCAAAUGAUGGAAGAAAUAAUGGAAGUAAUUCAGAGAGCAAAUACCACAGAGACACCUUCUGGUACCUUUUCUUGGGGCUCCUUAGAUGAGGAUGAAUUGGAUGACUCGUUGCUGGAACUAUCUGAUGGAGAGGAAGAUGAUGGCCAUUUCAGUUGCACGGAGGAAGAGAUUCAGGAGCUAUUGAAGGAUGAUGACCUACCAAAUGAACCCUUUUCUAGGGGAGAUAGAUUGCUUAAAGAUAACAUUGGGCAUGUUGAGAAGGUCUUGGACCAUUCAGAGAAUCCUAGUGCAGAGUCAUCCUGGACAAACGGUGGAUUGCAUAAAUCAAGUAGUGAAAUGAAAUUUCCUGUUGUUUCCAGCAAAGAGGAUGUUCCUAACAAGGAUUCUGGGAAGAUCGAAGUCCAAGAAAGAAGACUAGGAAAAGUCAUUCCUGUUCUGCAAAACAAAUCAAGGACUAACGUUCCAACGUUUUCACAGUCCGAGCUAGAGCAACAGAAGCAAAUUUAUCUCAGGAAUGUUAUUGCUUAUAUAGAAGACCCUGUGGAUUCUAACCAAGGUGCCUUGGGGGAGCUGUAUGCCUUGAUGGACCAAGUACAUCAUGUGCAGAACUCAUGGCAGCAUCCUUCAGACCUCACCAGGCGGAACUACGCACAGUUCCGACAUACAUCUCUGCGGCCAAGAUACAGUCUGACUCAGUGGGUUGACAGAAACAUGGGAAGUCACCAUCAGUUCCAGCAUCUCCCACGUUAA